UUUUUGACAUGACUCGUCAUGUAAUGUUCCCGUCGUGGUACGACCGCCUUUUGGGGAUGCAGAUGUCCGAUGGCGGCGUGCGGGGUGUCCUUGUGGAACACUCCGACGCUACCAUGUACGGACUCAAGUUCUUGGGAUCGAAAAAGCAGGCAUUGGUCACUGUGGAACAAGCCUUGCGCGCCAGACGCAUUCAACUCGACGGGUGCAGCAUCACAUUGGGAGAUCGUGGAGCAGGCAUUCUACGCACUCUUCAAGGUCCGACGGACCUGUCGUCGUCGCCAUCGACUGCCGGCACAUGCAUGGUCGAGUGGACGACGGCCACCACGCCACCGUCGGAAGUGCCGUUUACAGACGUGUUGGACCAUGUCGUGGACGCGUUCCUGGGAGUGUCCCUGCAGAAAACCUACGACCAGCCAAACGUGUUUUACACAUUGACGUUGACGAAGGCUGUCGUCCAUGCAGGCGCGCUCCAUUACGAAGCCACCAUAGACGAUGGCGACGUGGACUUUCUCUCCAAGGAAGACGUGCUGCAAGCCAUGGAUCUCCACGACGUACGCGAAGUGGCGGUGCCGUGCGAAGACGUAGCGACGCCGUCGUCCACCGUCGACAUCCCGCUUCCCACAUCACCCGCAUCCCCGCCAUCUGAGGACAGUUCCCCACCCGACGACACCCUCGUCCACGUGUACUUCCAUCGCCAGAGCCUCCACAUGACCCUCGGCCCAACCCCCACAGCCAACAGUGUGUGUGUCUACAAACUCCUCCGAACGGCGGACGGCUCGCAGGGCGAAGCAUCGGCCACCGGUCUCGUGGACAUUGGCGACAUCAUCGUGCAGGUCAACGGCGUGUCCGUCGACGGCCUUAGCGUGGAUCACAUCGCAACAAUCAUCAGCCAAAGCCCCCGGCCCAUUCAGCUGUCGUUCCAGAAGAAGCGCGACCCUGGGCGGACGUUUUCGGACAUCAAAAGCGACCCAACUCCGUCCGCUCCUUCUAUCGUUCCCUGUGGCGCCCCCACCAAGCCGCCCCUCGACGGACCCCUGGCGGGGGGUACAAAGCCAAUCACCAACAGCAACCUAUUAGAAGUGAAAACCCUCAAGGAGGAGGGAGUCCCCAAUUUCCAAUCAGGACCAGCGCCGCAGACCAGCGAAAAAGCAGCGGCGCCAGGCACCAUCCAUUCCCAUCACGCUCAGUUGGGGCGCAACUAG
Messenger RNA from Aphanomyces astaci, 1202 nucleotides. RefSeq lists its product as hypothetical. The record is from RefSeq and is a predicted model, not a curated record. The transcript has 4 exons. Bases 9 to 1202 code for a protein of 397 amino acids. Gene Ontology annotation, molecular function: protein binding. NCBI's taxonomy places the organism in Eukaryota, Oomycota, Saprolegniomycetes, Saprolegniales, Verrucalvaceae.